AUGAAAUUAAACACAAGCACAUCGAGUGCUCCAUUCAUACCCCAAAGACCAGUUAGUUAGAAUUCCUCAUUCGUUUAAGGUAGAAUGUAAACACCUCCAAGAGUAGCAAGGUUUGCGGAUACAUCACCGCAUGCGUCUUUCGAAUUCGAAGAUUUGAAUUCACUAUCACUUGAGGAAAUUAAUAGAGAAUUAGAUUAGAAUAUUAAUGAGGUGAUCAUGUUGCUUAAUAGGAGAAAAAGUUUAAUUUUAAAUAAGAAGAGAAGACUCAAGGAGGAAUUUUCAAACAAAAUUGCAGAACUAAAACGUUAUCAAUAAGAGGAUUACAUUCAGGAUUUACAAAGAAUAGAAGAUCCAUUGAUAUAAUCACUCAUGCAAUAGAAAAGCUUACCUAAAAUGCAAAAGUUGUUAGGGAGUGUAAUGAGAGAUCAACAAGAUCGUAAAGUUAUGGAAUUGAGUAAAUCAUAGGAAUUUUGGUAACACAAUAAGAAUGUUGAAACAGAAAUUGACAAUCUACUCAAAAAGUUGAAGUAUUUUGAUAAUGAACUCGAAAAGGACAAUAAUGAAAUCUAUGAAAUUUGUAGAUAAUUAGAUACAAUUGAUGAUAGCAUUAGAGACUUACUUAUUACUAAGGUUGAUGACAAUGUCUAGAGGGCAGAGCCUUUAUUUGCAAAUAAAUAGCGGUAGUAAUCAAUCCUCAAUGGGAAAUUGAAUCAAAGAUUAAAAUUGAAGGAUGAAAAAAUGAAUUUAAUAUAUAAAAUUAUAGAAGAAUUGCAAAGAUUGAGAGGAUUAAGGUAAGAGAGGAUCAAUAAACUAAAUGUUGUAUUUGGAGAUGAAGAAAAUAUAUAAAAUUAGAAUUACUAAGGAUUGCAAAAUGUUUAAGGUUCAUAAUAGAAUUUAGACUAACCUCAGCCAUCAAAAUUAUAGGCUUAUAUGGACUUUAUGGAAUAAUUUGAUAAUAUUGCAUUGAUGAGGGAGCAAAUAUCUAAGUUAGAGUAAGCUGAACAGGGGUUAUUAAAUGAUUUGGAUAAAUUGUAUAGAGAGAGUGACCAAGUUUUCAGUGAAUUAAUUAGGAGAAUCUCAGAGGAAGCCAAAACAUUUAACGAAUGGACUGAAAAUCUGAAAAGAAGAAUUAGAUAUAUAAAAGCAAAUGAAUAUUUCUUCUCACAAACCAAUUUGCCUGAACAGUCAAAUGGAUUAGGCAAUUCUUUGCAAUUGGAUUUGAAAGAAGUAAGCAGAAAAUUUAAAGAAAAUAUGAACUAUCUGAAACCAUUAAUUGAAGAAGAUGCCACAAUCAGAGCAGGCUUAGAAAAAACAGGAAGUACUAUUUAAUAAUUUAAGAAUAUGAUUUUGGCUAUUUAAAAUGAGAAGGAGAGAAGAAGAGAGUUGCUUUAAAUUUUAGAGAAUUGUGCUAGAUUAAGAUAAGAGGAAGAUAUGAAAACUGAAUAAUUGAGGAAUAUAGAAUUGGAAAUAAAUAAGAAAUUACAGUAGAAACGCAACUUAGAGGAAGAUUUAGAUGGUGUUCUAGGAGAUGCUGAUUUGAAUACUUUCAAAAAGAUCGAAUCUUUAUUACAUGAUUUCGAUUAAGAGUUGGUUCAUUUGAAUAAUUAAAAAAGAAAAAUAAUAAAAGAAAUUGAAGAAAUUAAUUAAUCUGUUAUCAAUCUAUUAGCAAGAAUAAAAAGUGAUUAUGAUGAUAUACUAAGAGAAAUACUGCCAAAAGAUUGGACUAAUACCUAUGAUUUGAAGAAAAUCACUGAUUUAAAAAGAAUGAAGAAUUACUUAAAAAAAACUUUCAAACGCUUUGGUAUAAUGUCAGAUUGA
Paramecium tetraurelia is the source of this 1818-nucleotide messenger RNA. RefSeq lists its product as uncharacterized. The transcript has 5 exons. The record is from RefSeq and is a predicted model, not a curated record. Lineage: Eukaryota; Ciliophora; Oligohymenophorea; Peniculida; Parameciidae.